Molecule: messenger RNA, 14332 nt
Organism: Microtus ochrogaster (prairie vole)
Lineage: Eukaryota; Metazoa; Chordata; Mammalia; Rodentia; Cricetidae
Gene: Arfgef3
Product: ARFGEF family member 3
Biological process (GO): regulation of ARF protein signal transduction
Molecular function (GO): guanyl-nucleotide exchange factor activity
Source: RefSeq, a predicted model, not a curated record
UGGACGAAACCGGGUCCCCCAGGUCAGCCUGAGCGAGAAAUAGGAGAUCCCAGCCUCCAGCGUCCCCAGGCUGGGGAAGUGCACCUGACCCGGCGGGCGUGGCAACGGGCGUGGCGGCGGGGCUGACGUGGCCCCGCGGCGUGGAACCGGCGUGAUUCAUCAGUGGCCGCGGAGCGCGAUGGGGAUGAGCGCAGCGGCCGCCUAGGCGCGUCCUCCGCGCGCUCUCCUGGUCGGUGGCCCGGCUCUGGGAAGGCCAAGAUGGAAGAGAUUCUGAGGAAGCUGCAGAGGGACGCGUCCGGGAGCAAAUACAAAGCCAUCAAGGAGAGCUGCACCUGGGCCUUGGAAACCCUAAGUGGCCUGGACACCAUUGUGACGCUCCCUCCACACUUGCUGAGGGAGAAAUGCCUGCUGCCUCUCCAGUUGGCGUUGGAAUCAAAGAACGUGAAGCUGGCCCAACAUGCUUUGGCCGGGAUGCAGAAGCUGCUGUCAGAAGAGAGGUUUGUCUCCAUGGAGACCGACUCUGAUGAGAAGCAGCUGCUCAAUCAGAUCCUGAAUGCCGUGAAAGUGACGCCUUCGCUCAAUGAAGACCUGCAGGUGGAGGUGAUGAAGGUUUUGCUGUGCAUCACCUACACCCCAACAUUUGACCUGAAUGGGAGUGCCGUGCUGAAGAUCGCAGAGGUGUGCAUCGAGACCUACACAUGCAGCUGUCACCAGCGCAGUAUCAACACUGCUGUGCGGGCCACUCUCAGCCAGAUGUUGAGCGACCUGACUUUACAGUUACGACAGAGGCAGGAGAACACGAUAGUUGAAAACCCAGAUGUCCCGCAGGAAUUCGGGAGUCAAGGCGCUACAGUAGAGGCCCUCUGUGAUGACGUUGUCUCUGUCCUCGCUGUCCUAUGUGAGAAGCUCCAAGCCUCCAUAAAUGACAGCCAGCAGCUGCAGCUUCUGUACCUGGAAUGCAUUCUCUCCGUGCUCAGCAGCUCCUCCUCCUCCAUGUACCUGCACAGGGGCUUCACUGACCUCAUCUGGAAAAGCCUCUGCCCGGCUCUCAUUGUGAUCCUGGGGAACCCCAUUCAUGACAAAACUAUCACCUCUGCUCACAGCACCAGUACCAGCAGCAAUGUGGAGUCGGACUCGGCCGCUCCUGGUGUGUCUGACCACGGCCGCGGCUCGGGCUGCUCCUGCAUUGCACCUACGCUGAGCGGCCCUGUGGCCCGCACCAUCUAUUACCUUGCAGCUGACCUCGUCCGCUUAGUGGGGUCAGUGGAUUCCAUGAAGCCAGUGCUCCAGUCCCUCUACCACCGUGUGCUCCUGUAUCCCCCACCCCAGCACCGGGUGGAAGCCAUCAAGAUCAUGAAAGAGAUACUCGGGAGCCCACAGCGUCUGUAUGACUUGGCAGGACCAAGCUCUACCGAGUCAGAGCCAAGGAAAAGAUCUAUUUCCAAAAGAAAAUCUCACUUGGAUCUUCUCAAACUCAUCAUGGACGGCAUGACAGAAGCAUGCAUCAAAGGUGGCAUUGAAGCCUGCUACGCUGCCGUGUCCUGCGUCUGCACCCUGCUCGGGGCCCUAGAUGAGCUAAGCCAGGGCAAGGGCUUGAAUGAGAGUCAAGUACAGCUGCUGCUUCUGCGCCUUGAAGAGCUGAGAGACGGAGCUGAGUCAAGCCGGGACUCCAUGGAGAUUAACGAGGCUGACUUCCGCUGGCAGCGCCGGGUGCUGUCUUCAGAGCACACGCCAUGGGAGUCAGGCAAUGAGAGGAGCCCAGACAUCAGCAUCAGUGUCACCACAGACACAGGCCAGACGACCUUGGAGGGAGAAUUGGGCCAGACAACACCAGAGGACCACAAGAAUGGACUCAAGUCACCAGCCAUUCAGGAAGGCAAGGAGACCAUGAGCAAAGUGUCAGAACCUGAGGCCAUAGACCAGCCCGAUGUCGUUCAGAGAAGCCACACAGUCCCUUACCCUGACAUCACUAAUUUCCUGUCGGUAGACUGUCGGACAAGGUCCUAUGGAUCUAGGUAUAGUGAGAGCAACUUCAGUGUAGAUGACCAAGAUCUGUCGAGGACAGAAUUUGAUUCCUGUGACCAGUAUUCCAUGGCAGCAGAAAAGGACUCGGGUAGGUCUGAUGUGUCGGACAUUGGGUCGGACAACUGUUCACUGGCGGAUGAAGAGCAGACCCCUCGGGACUACAUGGGCCAUCGGUCCCUGAGAACUGCCGCUCUGUCCCUCAAACUGCUGAAGAACCAGGAGGCUGACCAGCACAGUGCCCGGCUGUUUAUACAGUCCCUCGAGGGCCUCCUUCCCCGGCUCCUAGCCCUGUCCAGUGUGGAAGAGGUGGACACCGCCCUUCAGAACUUUGCCUCCACUUUCUGCUCAGGCAUGAUGCACUCUCCCGGCUUCGAUGGAGGGAGCAGUCUGAGCUUCCAGAUGCUGAUGAAUGCUGACAGCCUGUACACGGCGGCACACUGUGCCCUGCUGCUCAACCUCAAGCUCUCUCACGGUGACUACUACCGGAAGCGUCCAACCCUGGCACCAGGCAUGAUGAAGGAGUUCAUGAAACAGGUGCAGACCAGCGGCGUGCUCAUGGUCUUCUCUCAGGCCUGGAUUGAGGAGCUCUACCACCAGGUGCUGGACAGAAACAUGCUUGGGGAAGCUGGCUACUGGGGCAGCCCCGAGGACAACAGCCUCCCCCUUAUCACCAUGCUCACUGAUAUUGAUGGCUUAGAGAGCAGCGCGAUUGGUGGCCAGUUGAUGGCAUCAGCUUCAAUGGAGUCGCCUUUCGCUCAGAGUAGGAGAAUUGACGACUCCACAGUAGCAGGUGUGGCAUUUGCACGUUAUAUUUUGGUUGGCUGCUGGAAGAACCUGAUUGAUACUCUGUCAACUCCCUUGACUGGUCGAAUGGCAGGAAGCUCCAAGGGGCUGGCCUUCAUCUUAGGAGCCGAGGGCAUCAAAGAGCAGAACCAGAAGGAGCGAGAUGCCAUCUGCAUGAGCCUUGAUGGGCUGCGGAAAGCUGCGCGACUGAGUUGUGCUCUAGGGGUUGCUGCUAACUGCGCUUCAGCCCUUGCCCAGAUGGCGGCUGCUUCCUGUGUUCAGGAAGAGAAAGAAGAGAGGGAAGCCCAGGAGCCCAGUGAUGCCAUAACACAAGUGAAACUAAGAGUGGAGCAGAAACUGGAGCAGAUGGGGAAGGUGCAGGGGGUGUGGCUGCACACAGCCCACGUCCUGUGCAUGGAUGCCAUCCUCAGCGUAGGCCUGGAGAUGGGAAGCCACAACCCGGACUGCUGGCCACACGUGUUCAGGGUAUGUGAGUAUGUAGGCACAUUGGAGCACACCCACUUCAGCGAUGGUACCUCCCAGCCCCCUCUGACCAUCCGUCAGCCACAGAAGACCUCUGGGAGCUCUGGCCUCCUUGGGGACCUUGAGUGUGAGGGCUCGUAUCAGGAGCAAACCCUGGAGCAGGGCCCCUCCCUGAGCACAGCCCCUGUGGUGCAGCCACGCUCCAUCCAGGAGCUUGUUCGGGAGUGCAGCCGUGGCCGGACCUCAGACUUCCGGGGAGGCAGUCUGAGUGGGAACAGUGCCGCCAAGGUGGUCCUCAGCCUUUCCACCCAGGCCGACAGGCUCUUCGAUGAUGCUACAGAUAAGUUGAACCUCACGGCCUUGGGAGGGUUCCUCUACCAGCUAAAGAAAGCGUCUCAGUCCCAGCUUUUCCAUUCUGUGACAGACACAGUCGAUUACUCUCUGGCCAUGCCAGGAGAAGUUAGGUCCACCCAGGAUCGCAAAAGUGCUCUGCACCUCUUCCGCCUGGGGGAUGCCAUGCUGAGGAUCGUGAGGAGCAAAGCCCGGCCCCUGCUCCACGUGAUGCGCUGCUGGAGCCUUGUGGCACCACACCUGGUGGAGGCCGCCUGCCACAAGGAGCGCCAUGUGUCUCAGAAGGCUGUUUCCUUCAUCCAUGAUAUCCUGACUGAGGUUCUCACAGACUGGAGUGAGCCGCCACACUUUCAUUUCAACGAAGCGCUCUUCCGGCCCUUUGAGCGGAUCAUGCAGUUGGAGCUGUGUGAUGAAGACGUUCAAGACCAGGUGGUCACCUCCAUCGGGGAGCUGGUUGAGGUGUGCUCCACACAGAUCCAGUCAGGAUGGAGACCCCUGUUCAGUGCUCUGGAGACAGUGCACAGUGGGAACAAGUCGGAGGUGAAGGAGUACCUGGUUGGGGAGUACUCCAUGGGAAAAGGCCAGGCUCCCGUGUUCGACGUGUUUGAAGCUUUUCUCAACACUGACAACAUUCAGGUCUUUGCUAAUGCAGCCACCAGUUACAUCAUGUGCCUUAUGAAGUUUGUCAAAGGACUGGGGGAGGUGGACUGUAAAGAGAUUGGAGACUGUGUCCCCGGAGUGGGAGCCACUUCCACAGACUUGUGCCUGCCGGCUCUGGAUUACCUCAGACGUUGUUCUCAGUUAUUGGCCAAGAUCUACAAAAUGCCCUUAAAGCCAAUAUUCCUUAGUGGGCGACUUGCCAGCUUGCCACGACGGCUUCAGGAGCAGUCUGCCAGCAGCGAAGAUGGGAUCGAAUCAGUCCUGUCGGAUUUUGAUGACGACACUGGUCUGAUAGAAGUUUGGAUCAUCCUGUUGGAACAACUAACAGCAGCUGUGUCCAACUGUCCUAGGCAACACCAACCACCAACCUUAGAUUUACUCUUUGAGCUAUUGAGAGAUGUUACCAAAACACCUGGCCCAGGGUUUGGAAUCUAUGCGGUCGUUCACCUGCUCCUUCCUGUGAUGGCUCUGUGGCUCCGCCGUAGCCACAAGGACCAUUCCUACUGGGAUGUGGCAUCUGCUAACUUCAAGCAUGCCAUCGGGCUGUCCUGCGAGCUGGUGGUGGAGCACAUCCAAAGCUUUCUACACUCAGACAUCAGGUAUGAGAGCAUGAUCAACACCAUGCUGAAGGAUCUCUUUGAGCUGCUGGUGGCAUGUGUGGCCAAGCCCACCGAAACUAUCUCCAGAGUUGGCUGUUCCUGCAUUAGGUACGUCCUCGUGACCGCGGGUCCUGUGUUCACUGAGGAAAUGUGGCGACUUGCGUGCUGCGCCCUGCAGGAUGCCUUCUCUGCCACUCUCAAGCCAGUGAAGGACUUGCUAGGCUGCUUCCACAGUGGCACAGAGGGCUUCAGUGGGGAAGGCUGCCAGGUGCGGGUAGCAGCGCCAUCCUCCUCCCCAAGCGCUGAGGCAGAGUACUGGCGCAUCCGGGCCAUGGCCCAGCAGGUGUUUAUGCUGGACACCCAGUGCUCACCAAAGACUCCAAACAACUUCGAUCAUGCUCAGUCCUGUCAGCUCAUCAUUGAACUGCCUCCUGAUGAGAAGCCGAAUGGGCAUGCCAAGAAAAGUGUUUCUUUCAGGGAGAUAGUGGUGAGCUUGCUUUCUCACCAAGUACUGCUCCAGAACCUGUAUGACGUCCUGCUGGAAGAGUUUGUCAAAGGUCCCUCUCCAGGAGAGGAGAAGACGUCGGUCCAAGUGCCAGACACCAAGCUGGCUGGCUUCCUCAGAUACAUCUCCAUGCAGAACCUGGCUGUGAUAUUUGACCUGCUCCUGGACUCCUACAGGACUGCCCGGGAAUUUGACACAAGCCCCGGCCUGAAGUGCCUGCUGAAGAAAGUGUCAGGCAUCGGAGGCGCCGCCAAUCUGUACCGACAGUCGGCCAUGAGCUUUAACAUUUACUUUCAUGCCCUGGUCUGUGCCGUUCUCACCAACCAAGAAACCAUCACUGCGGAGCAAGUGAAAAAGGCCCUCUUCGACGAGGAGGAGAGGAGCUCUGAUUCCUCACAGCAGUGUUCGUCGGAGGAUGAAGACAUCUUUGAGGAGACCGCACAGGUGAGCCCUCCACGAGGCAAGGAGAAAAGGCAAUGGAGGGCUCGCCUGCCUUCGCUCAGUGUGCAGCCAGUGAGCAACGCAGACUGGGUGUGGUUGGUCAAGAGGCUGCACAAGCUGUGCAUGGAGCUCUGUAACCACUACAUCCAGAUGCAUCUGGACCUGGAGAGCAGCUUGGAGGAGCCACCCACCUUCAAGAGUGACCCGUUCUUCAUCCUCCCCUCCUUCCAGUCUGAGUCGUCCACACCAUCCACGGGAGGCUUCUCCGGGAAAAACACGCCCUCGGAAGAUGAUCGCAGAGAACACCUAAGUGAGCCUCUGAGCCUGAGAGUGGGCAGCGGGGACGUGCUGCUGCUACCACCCCCCAGCCCCAAGAUAGAGAGGAAGGAUCCUGGCCGCAAGAAAGAGUGGUGGGAGAGCGCGGGGAACAAGAUUUGCACCAUGGCUGCUGACAAGACCAUCUCAAAGCUGAUGACGGAGUACAAGAAGAGGAGGCAGCCGCACAACCUGCCUGCCUUCCCCAAGGAAGUCAAGGUGGAUAAGAAGGGCGAGCCCCUGGGGCCCCGGGGUCCCGAUUCCCCACUGCUUCAGCGGCCACAGCAUCUCAUGGACCAAGGGCAGAUGCGCCAUUCCUUCAGCGCAGGCCCAGAGCUGCUGCGGCAGGAGAAGAGACCCCGCUCGGGCUCCACUGGGAGCUCCCUGAGUGUCUCCGUGCGAGAUGCGGAGGCACAGAUCCAGGCAUGGACCAACAUGGUGCUAACCGUUCUCAAUCAGAUUCAAAUCCUUCCAGACCAGACCUUCACGGCCCUCCAGCCAGCAGUGUUCCCAUGUAUCAGCCAGCUGACCUGUCAUGUGACUGACAUCAGAGUUCGGCAGGCUGUGAGGGAAUGGCUUGGAAGAGUGGGCCGCGUCUAUGACAUCAUCGUUUAGAGGGCUCAAAUCCCUGUGGUCAGAGUCUGUCUGUCCAUCCAGCUGAUUGCGUUUUCCCUACCACCAGCCCAUUCAAGCUAGGUCUCUGAGAAACUAGUUCUCUGAAACCUAGUAACACAAAGCUUUUUCCAAGCUCUCUGAAAAUUAGCCAGUCUUGGGCUAGUCUGGAUGCCAAGUGGUAUCCAAGGGACACGGUGAUCUCUGGCCUAGCACAUUGUUACAGGAGAGUCUGCAUUCGCUUCUAAAUCUAAACUUAAUUUCCAAGUGCAUUUGCUUGUCGUAGUCUACCCAAAUGGGUCGUUUUUAAGAGCUCUCCUGUAGAAGCCCGAGGCUGAUCCAUUUAAUCCAUCAUUUUCAAAAAUCAAUGUAAGUCCUAAGAAAACAUUUGCCGGUGAGUCAAGCUGAUAUAUAUAUAUUCAUAUAUCUAGCACCAGACAUAAUUAAUCAGAAGAAUUUUUACAUUCUGAUGAUUAUAAUUUGGUUGGGAAGAAAACUGCAAAAGUGUAUUUUUUCCAGUGCUCUAAUCAAGAAAAAAAUAUAUUCAGGACCAUUUCAACAUUAUUCUUAAGUUGUUAAGAUUUUCAGGUUAAUAGUCAUAACGUCCCCAGGUAAGGUACUGUUGUGCCUUUAUUUCUCUGUUUCUAAAGGAAGGAAAUUCUUUCCUAGCGUGAUUUUGAAGUCUGUGGCUCAGCAGUGGUGUGCACUAUCGCGAGACUUUGAUACUGAUGACCCUGUGUCCCAUGAGUCUUUGCUUCUGCUCCCAGGGCAGACAAAGAAAAAUGGUGCCUUAGUCUUUUGUUGCACAGACAUUUCUAUGCCCCACAAUUAUCUGACUGUAAGGUAUGACACUCAGAUUUAUUAAGAUGCAAUUCACUUUAUAUCAGUAUCCUUUGGAGGAAACGAACUCGGAAGUCCUCCAUCUGGUGGGCAUACUUCUCAGGGGAGGGGCAAGAAGUGUGGGAUGGGGAUACAGCUGGAAGGGGUGGGCUAGGGACCGUGACAGGAUCGUUGUAAACCUUCCACUACAGCACAGUUGGGAGAUGAUGGUGUCAGUUACACAAACUCUAGACUGAAAGGGAAGGGACACAAUGAAUUUAGAAAACUUUUUUUUCUAUAUAAAACACUUCUCUCUAGCAAAUUUACUCUCUUUUAACUCAUGUUAUUCAGACAAAUAUUUUAAGUGAAUAUUUUUUUCAUAUCAUCCUUUAAAAAUGAGACUUCACUCUUCAGUAUUGAAGGACCUCAUAGGGCUUGAACUUUAUCCAGCAGUAAUAUUCAUUAGUGUUGCCCUCCAUGAGAACUCAAUAGCUAUCUAUAAGGUCAAAGAAAGGUGGACUGGCUUGUUUGGGGGGGGGGGUCAAAAAGAAAUCCCCAUUCUCCAUGCCAUCCACACAGACCACAGAAUCUAGAGGACAUUUUCCUAGUUCCACAAAACAAUCUCUGCCUUCAGAGACAAUGAUUCAACUUGGGUAAUAAUUCAAGUUUAAAAACUGACCUGAAGAGAUGUUUUGCUUUCUCUCUUUUCUAGUGCUGGGAAUCAAACCAGGGUCCCAUGCAAGUUACACAAAUAUUCUCCACCACUGAGCUGUAUUCCCAUCUCUCAACUCUUUGUUUGAAUAAACAAUGAAUUAUUUUAUCUACAACCUUAGAUUUUAUAUGCCUUGUAAAUGUAGUUAAGAGUUAAAGAUUUUUGCUUCAUUUUGUCUUUCUCAACAAAAGCAGUAUACCCUAGCUGUUUAAUUUUGUAGAUUCUUUGGGGGAAUCUGUUCUUGCUUGGCCUAUAAGUACCUCGCUUUACUAGAAAGAGCACCUCAGAUUACAGAAUUACAGCAUGUCACAAAAUGUGACUUUUCUUGAAGUAUAAAAGGCAAUUUCCUUGUACAUAUGUCCCAGAAGUAAGACUCUGGUCUACCACAGACUAGUUACAAAAGCAUGCAAGACUAGCUUUUGUGGACGUGUUCUCUAACAGCCUGAAUAGGGCCUGAAAAUAAAAGGUUGAGAUAGCCCUAAUGUCAUACCCAAGAUGUCCUUACCUGCAAUGUGGGAAAUAUUGGCAUAUCCUCCCACCAUCCUCUGAGAGUUCAUUCAAGGUCCCGCGUGUUCUUAGACCACCUCCACAGCUCUCUGUACUCCAGAAAAGGCCUCUGGGUCUUCAGAGUCCAGCCAGAGGGAGCUACUUACAGUUCCAAAUGGAAUAUGACUCAGUGCAAAAUCAUGAUCAAUGAGUAGGCCUUCAGUUUCAUUGCCCUGCAGGCGAGAGAAUGGACAGGUAAUUAGGAUGGGCAGCGGCCCCUUCCCUCACUACUGUAAGUCCCUCUACAUGUAAGGCAUGUCUAGUCUCUGCCUUUGCCCCUCUCUUCUUCCACCCUUUCAGUCUCUGGAUGGAAUCAGUGUUUUUUCCUUAGUCACUCAGGCUGAUGAUCAAGGUCAAGGUGGACUUUUGAGCUUAAAAGAGUCAUCGUCACUGUAUGUCCCGAGGUGAGCAGAACGUUGCUCCUAGUUGCUUGUAUUUACUGUCAAAGUUCUAUUGCUUAGACAUUCUUCCCCUCCUUUUCUUAGAGAACUGUGCACCAUGAAACAAGCAACCCAGAACCACAUAAACCAGGUGGCAGGGUGCCUGGGUAUCAUGUGUCAUCCCGGCAUGGUGCACACCCACAAUUCCAGCCCUCCGGAGGUGGAAGCAGUAAGAUAGAAAUUUCAAAGGCAUCCUCGGGUCCAUAGGGAAUCUGAAGCCAGCCUGGGCUACGUGAGAGCCUAGAGCAAGGUAUCAGAUUUAAUAAUGGAAGGCCCAUAAACUAAUCACAGAGCCUCACUUAGCUCCCGAAGCUCUCAGUCAGCUUUUAAAGAUGUUUAGGCUGCCUCUUUACACACUUGGUUCUCUUCUUCCCUUCAUGGUAGACCCAGCUUUCUCCAUGAAUACAAAAUUUUACCGUUUUAGGUAAUUUAGUCACUAACCGUCACUUGACUCAGGAAGAUGCUAACAGACAUUUCAGUUCAGAUUGAAAUUUUUGAAUCAAGCCAGACUUCCAUCUCCAAUUCUAGCACUGGAGAAGCUAAGAGAACAAGAGAACGGUACUGAGUUUAAGGCCAACUUGAGUGAGUUCUAGGACAGCCAGAGCUACAGUGUAAGACCCUGCCUCAAACCACAAAUGUUAAUUUCCAAAGUCCUCUUAACUUAGAUUUCCUGGUGUGACGAUCAACACAAGCAUCUUGUUUAAAAAAAUAAUUCCACAGUCAUUGGAGCGGCUUUGUCCAGUAGCCUUAAUUCAGGAAGGUAAUACAGACCAGACCCAUCGUCUCCCCAAAUAGAGAAGAGCGCUACUUAGGUAGGAACAAUUCCUUCUUUAAUUAGAAAACCUAUGACUGGAAAAAUGGCUCAGGGGUUAAGAGUACUUGCUGCUCUUGCAAAAGAUUCGGUUCUAGUUCUCAGCACUCACGUGGUGACUCAUAACUAUCUCAAAAUCCAGUUUCAGGGAAUAUGAUGCCUUCUUCUGGCCUCUGGGAGCACCAGUCACACACGUGGUAUGCAUAUACAUAAAUGCAGACAAAUACUCAUAAACAUAAAUAGUUGCUGAAAAAUGUAACGAUCUGUUAUCAGUGCCACCAAACUAAACAGAAUGAAGGUCUUUGUUGAAAGAGGUAACACACUGGGUCACUUUAAAAAACCUGGGUCUUUCCCUAGUUAAGUUCACAGAUCCAGAGUGGUCCAUAAUUUACACAAGUUAACAAAUAAAAGUUGAAGGUGUUUGCAGAGAAGUACCCCUGAACACAAAGCCCGCACGUUCUCGAGCUGAGCGGUCAGCACUGAGUAAGCUCCGCAGCAUGAGAAAACAGGAAAACUGCAAGGCCCUCAUUAGAGGCUUAAAAUGAAAUCAUUUGCUUCAUAGCUCUAUCUGGAGUAUUAUGUGGACUUUAAAAGUAAGACUUAAAAGUAAUGUCUUUAUGAUGAGAACAUAAAGGAUAUCAAAAUCCAAACCUUAACCCUAAAGAAAACAUUGAGUGUUAAAGACUCAGUAAUGUUAGUGAGAAUCAGUGGGCUCAGUACUGCCAUGCCGUCUGACUGUAAAUGAAAGAAACACGGCAGCCUGCAUGGACAUGUGUAAUUCACAACCCUUUUUAUAUAUCAUUCAAUCAACAAAGUGCCCUGUAGCCGAUGGAGCCCCCUCUGCCAGCUUCUCUGGCCAGUGCGCAGCCUACAGGUCACUAUCAAAGCUUGGAGACACACAGACUAAUCCUCUAAAACUGUAUACAUCCGCUGAAGAGGAAACCACAAUUUUGUACAAGAUGGGCUGAAGUUCCAGGUAGGACAGCAUCUAUAGGACCAUGUGCCACACCCCAACAUUUCUGCUUACUUCCAUAGGUGAGGAAAGAGCCAGAGACUCCAGUGUCCUUCAAUAACCUGAGGACACAAACGUGUUUGGGAACCACUGAACAGGAACCCAGCAAGAUUUAGCGUGGCCUUAGAAUAGUAAAGAAACAUUGUUGAGCAUUUUUUUAACUGAAAAUAUGAGCUUGAUAUUGGGAAAGAUUUAUAAAACUGGUAAAGAGCUUGAUUUAUAAUUAUGCUCUCUUGGAAAAUAUGACCCCACUAUUCAUAACAGAGGAAUCUAGAAAGAGGUUGUUUUUAAGAAAUCCCCUUGCUCUGGGUUAUCUUAUAGUAUUUGUAAUUGACGUAAAGUUACCUAAAAAUUUCAUUGACAUGUUGGAAUAGAAACAUCAUUUAGAUAUUCAAAAUAUAAACACAUUACUUUAGGAAAAACAGAAAAAAAAGGGGGGGAAAUCAUACACACCCAGGGUUAUUCAGGAGAAACUAAGUUGAGAACAGUGAUUAGUUUCUGUAUAAACAGGAUACCAUUAAUUAAUUAAAAAACACUAUGACAUCAGUAGCACCCUACAAAAGCUUUCACUGAAUCAUUGUAUCACCAUGCAGAGAGGUUCUAGGGAGAAGGGAUUGGCUGACCCCAACAGUCAAGGUCCCAUCCAGCCGAGUUCCUUCAAUCUUAAGAACUGUUUCCCUCUGUGAGUUCCUGUCCUGGCAACUGAGCCAAUGGUGUCUAGUUUCUUUUGCCUGAAGAACAGUGGUUCUCAAACUCUUCACAUGCAUGCAGAUUCACCUACGGGUUUCACAUGCAUGCAAAUUCACCUACGGGUUUGUUAAGCCGCAGACGCCCUGCUUCUGAUUCUCUCCAUUUGGCAAUCUGCAUUUCUAGCAAGCUCCCAGAUGAAGCUGCAGCUCUGGGAGCCAUGAGCUAGAAAUCAUUGACUUUCAGAUCCACCUGCCUUAUCGAGCACUAAACUGAACUGACCCAUGGGCUGACCGGUUGGGAUUAGAUUACUUACAACAUUCCAGUCCCCGCUCCCAAUUGAUUCUUACACACUAGAAGACAGUGAAUGUAUGCGUUGUGCGGAACAGUGAGAUAAGUCCAAGCUUCCCGUCUUUGUAUUUAGAAACAUUAAUUCUAUGAAUGAUUGUUUGUAUCCUGUUGACCCUUUGACUUGUACUGAAGGUAAUCAAAUUUAUGUGGUACUUGCAUUCCUUCCUAUAUCAUUUUAAUGAGAUGUUUCCACGUAUGGCUCCAUUAUGGCCUGGCUCCUGGCUUACAGAAGUUUUAGUUUUUAAGUAGUUUGCUUGCUUUCAGUUACUUUACAUCUUGGAUUGGUCAUUAACUUAGCAGCAUUUCAACACGUUAAGACACUUCUGGUGGCACCCUUGUCUUUCACUUAACUGUGUGGUGGAGGUUAGGAUUUUAGUUCCAUGUUUAUCUGUAAAGAGUCUACUAAAUGGCUUGGUGGAAAUUUUCAAAGUGAAACAGUUCCUUUUGAGCAAUAGAUAUGCCGGUCUUGACGUUUCCGUAAAUAUUGUUUCUCUAAAGAGAUCGGCACAAGGUAAACUAAUUCUUAUUCAACAUGAUGGGACAGAGAGGAAAGUCAGCCUGUGUGCUUUGUUAACCCAGAUACUGAGGGGCCUUAGUUUAAAUUUUAACUCUCUUGCCCAGUUAAUUAGCCUUAGAGUUCAUUUUUGAUUAAAUCAUAAGGACCAUACAAUAGGAAGAAAAAGAACUGAUGAUCUGUGUUUUUAUUAAAUUAAACAUCCAAGUAAAUUAAAAAUCUAUUAAUGUAAUUCCAGCUACUCAAGCUUGCCUGGACAACAGUGAGAUUCCAUCUCAAAAAUAAUAAGUAAAUAAACAUGAAUUUUUAAAAGAAGCAUAGAAGGAUUCAAGAGAAAAGUAAUUUAUUCUAAAUAUUGCCCAUUUAUAAACUAUUAAUUCCAUAUAAUUUUCAUUGACCCAAUAAAGUUUAUAUUUAUGUCAUUUAGACUAUUGUUUGAAUAGAAGGCAAUCAUUCUAGAUACUUAAAAAUGAGUCAAAGCAUAUCAUCGUAAUGUUAACGGUGUCAAGAAUUCAUCUUUGACUUUGUGGUUGUACAUAGCUGAGUUCUUUUAUUAUUUCCUUUUCUUCCCAUAACAAUUUAAAAUUAUGAACAUAGAGUUCCUUUAAUUCUGGUUUCAAUUACAUUUUAAAACUCAGUCUCUACAAAGACUUAUUUCCAAACUGUUUCAUCAACUGUUGCCAAAACAGAAGAGGGAGAACCUGAAAGCCAGGCUAGGUUUUCUCUUAGACCUAGGGAGGCUUAAGCCCUUGACACCACCAGCUAGCAGUGACCAUCCACAGCACCUCAGGUCUGUGUUCACCCUCUGCCACCAUUUCCCGGGCAGCUCUUUCCUCUGGUCCAGUAUGGUAACAGUCAGUUUCCCAGUAGGUAGCUACUUUUAGUCAAAGAUGAAUGAUCUGGGUAUUUGGGCUUCUCUUCCAGUGAGACCUUGUGGUUAGAAUAUCAUGUGGUCUGAUAGGGUAGGAGGGGGUACCUAGAGGGAAAGGUUACUUUCCUUUCUUUUUUUGUUUUUUUGUUGUUGCUUUGUGUGUGAGUAUGUGUUGGAAUAAGAUGGAGAGCUAAAACUCAAAUAUUUAUUCCUCUAACCAAAUGCCAAAUGACUUCUAUUCUGCAGCGAUUUUCUAAGAGGAAUAAACAAACAAAUUACGUUUUAGAUAGUUCCCCUGUUCCUAGCCCCACGUGAGAUACAAUCCCUAGGUAGCAGCAUUCCUUUUAUCCAUUUUUGUAUUAUACCAAAGAAUGAGCUUAUUUUCAUUAAAAAUUAUGAAUAAAUGAAGCUAAGUAUAGCCAUAGUGAUUGAGUAGACUUACCAUUUUACCUAUUAAGAGGGAAAAUUCAUCCUUGCAGCCCGUUCACCAGGAGCCUUGAAUUAUUUUGUUUACUCCAAAGGCCUUGUCAAGGAAGUAUCAUUUUUUGUUUUGACUUAUUACUUAGCCACAUUUACCUUUACAAAGUCCUGAAAACCACUCUCCUUCAAGUUGCUAUAACUGUCUGGUUUGAUAUAAUCUGUUAGUUCACUGUUUUUUCAGGUCUCUGUAAGCAAGCUUGCAAGUGUAUUUUGUGUAUAUUUUAUCUGACGUGAAAAGCGAAUUCUAAAGAGAAAAUAUUUUAAAAGAUACUGUAUUUAUGUCGCUUGUGUUGUAGAAUAAAGAUUCAAAUGCAU